GUUGGUGUUUGUAUCGCAACUCAUUCAGAGUAAACGUGUAGCCCGACAAAAAAGGGGCCACUUAAUGUCAUAGAGUUUUAAUUCCGAAGGGAGGUACCUAACAGUUGCAUUCGAACAAGAAUUUAGCAGAUCAUUUCGAAUAUGCUAGUAUAAGUUAGCUAGCCAGCCAUGCAAAAAUGCUGCCAUCAUUUUUCUGUGUAUUGUCUUCAGCUUCAACAAUUUGUGCGUGAAUUAAUGAGUAGCUAGUCAUGGCUAGGCUUAGCAAGAAAACGCCGUCGGUAUGCACGGAUAACCCACUGAGCAAAAGUGAAGUCAAUCGCAAAAUUACACUAAUGCGUGAGAUACUCGAUUCUUCUUUCGGUCCGAAUGGAAGACUGAAGCAGAUCCACAACAACGUCGGAGGUCAUGUGCUGACUACUUCCACCUCUUCAUCUUUGCUUCAAGCUUUUUACUCCUCGGAGCCGUUACUGAAACUGAUAAAUGCGUCUAUUCUCAAUCACGUAUCUCGGUUUAGUGACUGUGGCCUGUACGUUGGGAUACUGUGCCUUUCCCUCAUUAAGCAUGUUCAAGAGUCUGAUUUGAGACCGAGCGUUGCAAUCUCAAUGAACAAGCACCUACUGGAGCUAUGUACCAGUUAUCUCAAACACGAGGACUGCAACUGUAAAGUGACAAUUGACUUAGGGAGCUGUCGUAGCUUGGUGACACUAGCCAGGAGCGUCAUCUCCAGCAAACCAGGCAGUAUGUUGACUGAAAAAGAAAAACAGCAUAUAGGCACACUGACUGUCCAUGCCUUCCUUCUCACUGUCCCUGAUGGCGAGACAUCAGACACUGUUCGUCUAGGUAGGACUGUAAUGGUGGCCAUGGAGGGCCAGUCUGUACUUGACUCUGCAGUGUUCCAUGGAUUGUUGGUGGAUGUCCCAGACGUUCUGCUUCAUUCCAUCCAUGCUGAGAGAAUAACACUGAGACCCGGUCCCUUCCGAUUGGCUCUCUUCUCAGUGUCUCUUUCUGGGGAUCUUUCUGCCCUUGGCAAGGGGUCCCUGGAGGUGCCAAGUGGAGCCCCUGACCCAGAAGAUGUGGUUCUGGAGCAGCUGCUGGGCCUCGGGGAGCAGGUGGUGAAUAACCAGGUGGAUGUGUUCAUGUGUCAGAGAGUGAUCCACCCGGUCCUACAGCAGUACCUCAGAAAGCAUGGGGUCCUGGUCAUAGAGCGACUCGGCAUUGCACUCAUCGAUCCCAUUGUUCAAAUGACAGGGGCUCAAGCGGUGGCUUCGUACCAGACCCCGAUCUCUCCAGAGGCCUACGGCCAGGUCAAAGGUAUCUGUGUACGGACUGUCGGACCCAGGAUAUUGCUUCACCUCCUGCCCCCUGAAGAACCAGCAUCAACCAUAUGCACCAUGGUGGUCUGUCAUCGGAACGAGACGAUGCUUAACGAACUGAAGUCUGCAAUCCAGAAAGCAGAGCAUGUGUUGAGACUCACAUUAAGAGACCCAGUGGCUCUGCUAGGGGGAGGAUGCACUGAGACACUCCUGGCUGCCUACUGCAGAAACAAGGGCACCAGCGAAGCCAUGGACGCCUCAUCCUCCAUGGGAGUGUCUCGGUCAGAGUACCUUCUGGGGCUCCAUGCUUUCUGCCUUUCCCUGGAGUCUGUGGCCCUGGCCCUGGAUCACGAUGGGGGAACCAGCCUCAUAGACCUCACCCAUGCCCACUGCUGGUACAUACCCAGCGGUCAGGCCCCUCAGUCGGGUACUCUUCCCCUGGUUGAGACCUCCCAGUGGGGCAAUGAGGCUCCACCCACCUGUGGGUGUGGCAUAGUGGAAAGGAGGACCAGGCCUGAGCAGGGGAUGGGGCUGGAGUGGACUCUGCUCAACUGCAGGUACCCACCAUUCACUCCUACUCCCCUGGUUGGAGACGCCACCUCUGCCCCUCAGCCCCGGGUACUAGACUCCUUCACAGCUAAAUUCAAUGCUCUGCAGGUUGCUGUGGAAACGGCUAAUCUGAUACUGGGCAUCAGAUUCAUCAUCCAAGAUGUCAACUGACACCGUCUCUUUCUCUCCCUACUUGAUUAAUAAUGUAUUACAAGUAUUAGGAUUGUAUACAUUAUUGGGGCAUUUAGAAAAGGACAUUGUUACUUUAACUUUAUGGUGUGAUCACUUUCAGGAAUAGAGUGCAUCAUAUAAAAGAUAGGGUAUGUAUUUUACCCCUCCUAGAACAGGUUAGACAUGGAUAGUAGCCUUCAGGAUCAUUACGGCAUCUGUUCCAACUUGAGCAACAUCUUUGAGGCCGUCUCCAUGUUAAAUUAGUCUGUUUAGUAGAAAGACUUUGCUAAUCCCUCCCGAUGACAAGGUUUGAGUCAUGAUGACUUGACAAACUAGGUUAUCAGGAUAGUUUCGCCAAUGACUUGGAAGUCACACCUAGUAGAUUGCAUUAAAAUCCAAUCAAAUAGAUACCUUCAAUUGCAAAGUCCAUGCUUGAAUGUGUUUCUUAAUAAUAAUAAUAAUAAAUUUUAUUUGGCAAACGCCAUUCUGAACACUCAAAAACAUCUGAUAUAGUAAAUACAGCAUUCACACAUACAGGAAAAACUACAACCUGGUAUCUCAAAGGACAUCUUACAUAGUAAACACAGCAUUUACAGAUACAGGAAAAAUUACAACCUGGUAUUGGUUGUAGUACAGUGGGGUGUAACAAAACAUGUAAAAUAAAACUACAGGUUAAAA
Messenger RNA from Esox lucius (northern pike), 2711 nucleotides. RefSeq names its product McKusick-Kaufman syndrome (gene mkks). NCBI's taxonomy places the organism in Eukaryota, Metazoa, Chordata, Actinopteri, Esociformes, Esocidae. The transcript has 6 exons. Gene Ontology annotation, molecular function: ATP binding. Gene Ontology annotation, biological process: chaperone-mediated protein complex assembly; intracellular transport; developmental process. The record is from RefSeq and is a predicted model, not a curated record. Bases 249 to 2033 code for a protein of 594 amino acids. Gene Ontology annotation, cellular component: cytoplasm; nucleus; kinociliary basal body.